AUGGCUUCGAAGCGCAACCUAUCUUCGUGGAGUUGGCGCGAUGGCUCAGGCCUUGGGCUCUCUGGUCAGACAGAGAUUCCUACCAAUAUCCAUCUGGAUCUAUUGGCGGCUAAUCUCAUCCCGGACCCCUUCGUGGGCACCAAUGAAGCAGACCUGCAAUGGAUACAUCGCAAGUCUUGGGUAUAUACAACCACGUUUGAGGCUCCAUCUGUGCCUGAAAACGAAAAUUUAGACCUUGUUUUUGAGGGCCUAGAUACGUUUGCCACGGUACAGCUGAAUGGACAAGAAAUCCUCAAAUGCGAAAACAUGUUCAUCAGCCACCGACUUGAUAUCAAACAUUUGAUUCGCCCUCAAAACCAUCUCGAGAUCUUUUUUGAGUCAGCCUAUGACAGAGCAGAAGCUCUGCGCGCUGAACGAGGCGAGUUGAUUUGCUGGAAUGGUCAUUAUGGCAGAGUCUAUGUCCGCAAAGCUCAGUAUCACUUUGGGUGGGACUGGGGCCCGUCACUCGUAACCUGCGGACCCUGGAAGACGAUUUAUCUUGAACAGUACUCGUGUCGCAUUGAAGAAAUGAAGAUCGAUGUUGGGCUGUCAAGUGAUCUAAAAAAGGCAACUUUGACUGUGGACGUCAACCUCGAGCCAAGAGACAUCUCGAGAUUCAUCGAAGUUGAAUUCAGGGAUCCAGAAGGAACCGUUCUUGACCGCCAGACUACCCAAAGCAGGUCGGUCACGUUCCUUCUGGAUCAACCCAAGCUGUGGUAUCCCCAUACGCACGGCGAUCAACCUUUGUAUCAAUUCGUGGCGAUAGUGAGAUCUGGGCGGGAUGUCCUUGACUCAAAGACUCACAACAUCGGCAUACGGCAAAUCGAGCUGAUUCAGUCACCUCUCCAAGAAGGCUCUUCGUUUUAUUUCAAGUGCAACGGUAUACCUAUGUUCAUGGGCGGGAGUAACUGGAUCCCAGGCGAUCAGUUUCUUCCCCGAAUGACGACACAAAGGUACAUAAGAUGGGUCGACCUGGCUGUGCGAGGGAAUCAAAAUAUGCUUCGUAUAUGGGGCGGAGGCAUAUACGAAGAAGACGUUUUCUACGAUGAAUGUGAUCGGCGAGGGAUUCUUGUUUGGCAAGAUUUUUGUUUUGCGUGCGGGCAGUAUCCCUCAGAUGAAGAGUUCAUCGGGAGUGUGAAGGAAGAAGCAAGACAAGCAAUCAAGCGCCUCAGAUCGCACCCCUCUCUGGCCAUCUGGGCUGGCAAUAACGAAGAUUACCAAGUCGCAAAUGAGGCGCUCCAUCACGACAUGACUAUGCCAGAGGACCAGUGGUCAGGGUCAACCUUUGGUGCGCGAGUAAUUUACGAGAAGGUAUUGCCAGACCUCGUAAAGGAACACGCUCCCGGUAGCAUCUACUGGCCAGGCUCACCAUUCGGUGGCGUGGAUAACAACAGUGACCGUACUGUCGGUGAUGGGCACAUAUGGAAUGUCUCCAGCGGCAUGCUUUUGCCUUACCAGCGAUAUCCCGACAUCACGGGUCGAUUUGUGUCGGAGUUUGGAAUGCCAUCAUGUCCUGCAGUGGAGACCGUCAUGGCAUCCUUCUUUGGCGAGAGUGAUGACCGGAACCCCCAGAGCGAAGCGUUUGAGUUUCACUGCAAGAUGACAUCAUAUGAAAAACGCAUGUUUACUUGCAUGGGAGAAAACUUGCGCAUGUCAUUCGACCUUGACGCAUAUGUGUAUCUUUCUCAGCUCGUUCAGAGUGAAGCGAUGCACUAUGCUUUCCGUGGCUGGCGCAGACGAUUUGAGGGUCGAGAAUGCGGGGGCGCUUUAGUCUGGCAGAUGAACGAUUCGUGGCCUGUUGUCAGCUGGGCUAUUGCAGACUAUCAUGAACGGCCGAAAAUGGCUUACUAUGUCAUUGCCCGUGAUAUGAAAAAUCUCGCGAUAGGCAUAGAGCGAAAGCCCAAGAUCAAUCCCAAGCCGAAUCUACAACAUGAGGCAUUCUGCAGAGGUAAAACCAAGGCGGAUUCUGCUAGUGUCAUCGCUCAUGCUACCCCACACAUAUAUCCCGCCAAAGAAUCCUCAUUCUAUGUCUGGGUCGCAAAUGCCGCAGUAAAUUCGCAGCAAGCGGAUAUCCGGAUACGCUUCAUUAGCGUACGGACUGGGCUGGAGGUACGCAACUCCAUCGUGUCUACGGUGACAGCAAAGGGUACAGGUACCCAUGAAGUCGCCAAUGGCUCGACUCCAGAAACAGAGCCUACGGUGGUUGUCUCAGAGCUUUACGAUCAAGAUGGCAAGCUUCUUGCGCACGAUGUGGACUGGCCACAGCCCCUUAAGCACCUCAGGUUUCCCCAACGCGGUCUAAAAGUGGAGGUGCAUAGGCAGGAGGAGCUGGUCGUCUCGGUAGCUCGGCCCGUCAAAGGCCUGUUCUUUACGAAUGACGGCGUUCAGUGGAGUGACAACUGCCUUGAUGUCGCGCCAGGACAAACCCUAACUGUAAUUGCCAAGGGCCUGAAAGAGUCGCCAAAGUGGGUAUAUUAUGGUAUGGACGACUGA
Molecule: messenger RNA, 2532 nt
Organism: Penicillium lagena
Lineage: Eukaryota; Fungi; Ascomycota; Eurotiomycetes; Eurotiales; Aspergillaceae
Product: glycoside hydrolase family 2 protein
Exons: 4
Coding region: 1-2532 (843 amino acids)
Biological process (GO): carbohydrate metabolic process; glycoprotein catabolic process
Molecular function (GO): beta-mannosidase activity
Source: RefSeq, a predicted model, not a curated record